AUGUCAUCUUCCGUUGUCAUCCACGGCAAUAUCAGCAAAAGAAGACCAGCUCGUACUCAGAAGCCAGCAGCCUCAGAUCAAUUUAUAGAAUAUGUCGCAGAAGCUCAACCGCAGGUUCAAACUCGCAGAGCCAAACGUAUCAAAAAAUUGGCUGAUUUCGAUGAAGCAAUAAAGUACCUCUAUAUAUCCCGUGGCUACAACCUAGAAAAACUCCACGAGGUAAUGGAAAUCAUGUUUGAGAUGGGUGCGACGACUAUCCAAUAUCGUGGCUACGUUAAUCGUGCCGAUUUUAAGAAGAAAGUAACAGUUGAAGAGUGGACUAGGUUAGCACCGUACUUCUGUGCUUGCCAGGAAUUGCAGAAAGAUGUUGCCGUUAGGAUAAACGGCCUCUACACGAUCAAACCAUCAGCGGUGAAGAAGGAGAUUGAUCGGAACUUUUCGAUCGGGCAACAAGCCCUUUUUCGAUAUCAGCGAUCAAACCAUGAUUUGACUAAACCCUUCUCGUUUGGCCGAAUAGAGGCAUAUACCCCGUCAUCACAAGCUCUAUGUCAAAAAAUCCCAAUACAACUUCUCCAGCAGCUUCCAAUCAUGACCUCAGAAAAGCAUCUUCUCCAGAUCUGCGAGAAACACAUUAAACAAAGAUAUGGUAACGGUAAAGAAAUUAGUGGAGUCGCCAAUAGCGGCUAUUUCAAGUUUCUCAGAGUUCUUCUUUACCGACUUUCGAACAAUCUUUUCCAUUUCAAGCAAGUCAACGAUCUUCUCGAUAACAUCACGAAACUCGGAUACAGGCCAUCUCUAAAAGCACUGCUUUCGCUGGAUAUCCUAUCGAUCAAGAUGGCAGCAGAAAAUAUUUUGCCCAUACUCGUGUGGAGGCAAGAUGAAGAACUCACCGACCUUAUUUACAGAAAUCAGGCUCGAUCUGAUACUAAUGCGGCAUGGUACAAGAUAUUCAGCUGUCUAGCUGGCUCCUCGUUCAAUGUCUGGGAAUCGGGAUCUGGUAUACACAUAUUUUUCCCUGUGCAGACCUACAACCGUGGCAUGGCUCUAGACAAUGUACCACGGGGCCUGGGUAAUGAGAAUAAAAUUCCGGAUGCGGUAAUUUUUAUAUCGAAUCUUAUAGUAAAAUAUAAGAUGAAUGCUCGAACGGCUGAGGACGCGGCCAUUUUACUUCACUUGGCUAUAAAGUACAUGCUCAUUGAGGUCAGCAUACUGAAGACGUUACUGCCCUCCCUCCCUCCAGAUAUUUUGGAUCGAGCGUAUAAAAAUAUAUACGAAAAAAGCGUCCUUCAAAUUCAGGGUAAAAUGGAUCUUUCGGUGCGCCUUGAUCUUGGUUUCCGCAAGAAUCUUCAUUUCAUCAUGCUUCAAGCUAUUCUUCGAAACGACGUUGAAAUCUUUCAGGCUCUUCUCCCACAUUCAAGUCUAAGUGGGAGGGCGUAUGAUGGGGUGGGAGAAAGUGUUUGGGAUGACUUUGAUGGAGGGGGUUUCAUCUGGGAUAGACUCUGGAUGGGAGAUUUCAAUGUUGUGGUGACGAUGGCUUUACAGGAAAUCGGGGAUGAUAGUUCGGCCAUCAGCACCGGUCAACAAAGCUUUGACAGCAGUUGUCUCUUCCACAUUGCGUAUCAGUUGCAAAAUACCUAUCUAAGGGAGUUCUUACUAAUUCAUUGCAGAGCUUACAAUAGUAAGGAAAGUGUUAUAACGUUGCUCACAUCUGCGCUUUGGGUUAUGGUGGCCCGUUAUGAUGAAAGAGGGGAUUUGUACCAGGGGACAGAAUGCAGCUUGUGUAAUUCUUUCACGCCUGGAAAACCUCCAACAGACAAAACUACUUGGAAGGGUCGAGCGGAAUGGUGCGAAUGGCUUAUCAAAAAUGGUGCAGAUUUAUCAUUGCGUAUACCUUUGGAUAUCCGAGAAAGGUUGGAUAUCUCGUCAGACUUGGUACUCCACAGCCUAAUUGGUAAACCCGGUUGGUGGGACACAGCGCACCUAAUUCUACGGCUUGGGGUUGAUGUCAAUGCUCUAGAUAGCAACGAAAAAACCCCCCUCGACAUCCUUGUCAAUAUUCAGAGCUCGGAAUGUUGUGCGGAUAGAAGGAAGUUUCUGGAGCAUUUACUCCAAUUAGGAGCGCGGAUUACCACCAAGAGUGGAUGGGGUCUUGUAAACCUUGACGCAGGCUUUGACAAAGCAUUGACGGAAUCAAAUAUAGAUUUCCUCGUCGAGACAUGGACACGUCGCUGGGUUAGGAUUCCCCCGCCCGUGGUCGUGACCGGUAUGGUUAUCGAGAAUGACGACGUCGACCCAAUUUGUUUGGAAUUGGUUAGCUGGAUCAAAUCACCUCCCAAGGAGAUCGAUAGAAAACAGCGGAUUGAGGCCUUCAUCGCUCUUCUAAAAUCUUCGGGACUCCGUUCUAGUACCCUUUCAGUUGUAUCGGAUACUCAUAAUGAUCUUCGUCAGAAAAUUAUGUCCUUGGACUUAGCAGGGGGGCAACUGAAGCAGUUAAAGCGUCCUUGGGGCCGCCUACAGAUGCUCAAUACUCUCCAGCUUCUUGUCGUUGUUGCAGAACCGGAGCUUCUACGUGCAACAUUUUCGUUUGGCGGUCCAGAAGCCCUUAUCCAGCUUCAACAAGAGCAACCCCCUUCUAGGCUAUCGCCACUACAUUACAUGGUAAGUAAAGGAAACUUUGAGUGCUUAGGGGUACUUUUGGAGAAUGGUGCAAAUCCUCGAGUGCUAUGGUCUAGAUAUUCCCCGUUGUUAUUUGACCAAGGGCAGGAUAGAAACAAUGGAUUGGAAUUGGUAUACGAGCAUACUCUGUUGCAUCAUGCUAUCCAGCAUGGCGAUAUGAACACCGCAAGGUGUCUUAUUGAAUACGGCGCAUUUGUGCCAUCAAGAAAUGAAUCGAAAGGUUAUAUCGAUGGUAAGUCUUGCACAGCAGAGGAAUGGCUGGAAUGGAGGAAAAAAAACAGUCCAAGUUUUUCCGUUUCUGUCGUCCAGCUUGCCGUCAAACUUGGCAGACUAGACUUUUUGGCUCUCCUGCUUCACGUUGACAUCGAUUCACGAGACGAAGCACGUGCUGCUGCUAUAGAGUACAAACAAAGCACCAUACUGGAUUGGAUUGACCACCAUUGGAUGGGAAAGCCUCGACCGGAUCCUCCCCAAAUAUUAGACCACCCUGGACCGGAACAACGAUUAAGUCUCCCUAUUGAGAGUGAUCUUGUCAAUCCAGAUCUAUUCAAUAUCUCAGGAAUCCUUUGA
Orbilia oligospora ATCC 24927 is the source of this 3246-nucleotide messenger RNA. RefSeq lists its product as uncharacterized. The record is from RefSeq and is a predicted model, not a curated record. The coding region runs from base 1 to 3246 and encodes 1081 amino acids. The transcript is spliced from 3 exons. Lineage: Eukaryota; Fungi; Ascomycota; Orbiliomycetes; Orbiliales; Orbiliaceae. Gene Ontology annotation, molecular function: protein binding.